This is a messenger RNA of Artibeus jamaicensis (Jamaican fruit-eating bat), 4427 nucleotides long. It is a transcript of the gene RDX, whose product is annotated as radixin. Gene Ontology annotation, biological process: regulation of organelle assembly; regulation of cell shape; positive regulation of early endosome to late endosome transport. The record is from RefSeq and is a predicted model, not a curated record. NCBI's taxonomy places the organism in Eukaryota, Metazoa, Chordata, Mammalia, Chiroptera, Phyllostomidae. Gene Ontology annotation, molecular function: cell adhesion molecule binding; actin binding. Gene Ontology annotation, cellular component: filopodium; microvillus; adherens junction. Bases 249 to 2000 code for a protein of 583 amino acids. The transcript is spliced from 14 exons.
GCCUUCCCCCUCCCGUAGAGGAGGCACUAGGCGGCCAUAUUGCGGAGCUGUCUGCGGUGGCGGCGGCGCCUCUCCUCUCCGCACCACUCCUACCGCUGUCUCUCCCUCCCAGUCGCAGCGCCAGGCGCGGCACCAGCGCUGAGCGCUCCAGCCACACUGCGGGAGGGGGACCCGCUCGUUGUUGGGAAGGUGACAACAGAACUUACAAGAGUGAAGAAUUUUUAAAGAAGGUGACAAAAAGAAAGAAAAUGCCUAAACCAAUCAACGUAAGAGUAACCACAAUGGAUGCUGAGCUGGAAUUUGCCAUCCAGCCCAAUACAACUGGCAAACAACUUUUUGACCAGGUGGUGAAAACAGUUGGUUUGCGUGAGGUCUGGUUUUUUGGGCUGCAGUACGUGGACAGCAAAGGUUAUUCUACAUGGCUUAAACUAAAUAAAAAGGUUACACAGCAAGAUGUUAAAAAAGAGAAUCCUUUACAGUUCAAAUUUAGAGCUAAAUUCUUUCCUGAAGAUGUUUCUGAGGAAUUAAUUCAAGAAAUAACCCAGAGACUUUUCUUCUUGCAAGUCAAAGAAGCUAUCUUAAAUGAUGAGAUAUAUUGCCCUCCAGAAACUGCAGUCCUUUUGGCUUCCUAUGCUGUCCAAGCAAAGUACGGAGAUUAUAGCAAAGAGAUUCACAAACCAGGCUACCUGGCUAACGAUAGACUCCUACCACAGCGUGUUUUAGAACAACACAAAUUGACAAAAGAGCAGUGGGAAGAAAGAAUACAGAACUGGCAUGAAGAACAUAGAGGAAUGCUGAGGGAGGAUUCUAUGAUGGAAUACCUGAAGAUUGCACAAGAUCUAGAAAUGUAUGGAGUCAACUAUUUUGAAAUAAAAAAUAAAAAAGGAACUGAAUUGUGGCUAGGUGUUGAUGCUUUGGGUCUGAAUAUUUAUGAGCAUGAUGACAAGUUAACACCUAAAAUUGGUUUUCCCUGGAGCGAAAUCAGAAAUAUUUCAUUUAAUGACAAAAAAUUUGUUAUAAAGCCAAUCGACAAAAAGGCACCUGAUUUUGUUUUUUAUGCACCUCGUCUGAGAAUCAAUAAGCGGAUUUUGGCUUUAUGUAUGGGAAACCAUGAACUGUACAUGCGAAGAAGGAAGCCUGAUACUAUUGAAGUACAACAGAUGAAGGCUCAGGCUAGAGAGGAGAAACAUCAGAAGCAGUUGGAAAGGGCACAGUUGGAGAAUGAAAAGAAGAAAAGAGAAAUAGCAGAAAAGGAAAAGGAAAGAAUAGAACGGGAAAAGGAAGAACUUAUGGAACGUCUAAGGCAAAUUGAAGAACAGACACUGAAAGCCCAGAAAGAACUGGAAGAACAGACUCGAAAAGCCCUAGAACUGGACCAGGAACGAAAACGAGCAAAAGAGGAAGCAGAAAGGCUUGAAAAGGAGCGUCAAGCUGCUGAAGAGGCCAAGUCAGCUAUUGCUAAACAAGCUGCUGACCAGAUGAAGAAUCAGGAACAGCUAGCAGCAGAACUUGCUGAAUUCACUGCCAGGAUUACACUCCUAGAAGUAGCCAAGAGGAAAAAGGAAGAGGAAGCUAAUGAGUGGCAACAAAAAGCUUAUGCAGCCCAGGAAGACUUGGAAAAGACCAAAGAAGAAUUAAAAAAUGUAAUGUCUGCCCCGCCUCCACCUCCACCACCACCAGUCAUUCCUCCAACUGAAAAUGAACAUGAUGAACAUGAUGAAAAUAAUGCUGAGGCUAGUGCUGAAUUAUCGAAUGAUGGCAUCAUGAACCACAGAAGUGAGGAGGAACGUGUAACAGAAACACAGAAAAAUGAGCGUGUCAAAAAGCAACUCCAGGUAUUAAGUUCAGAAUUAGCCCAAGCCAGAGAUGAAACCAAGAAAACACAAAAUGACGUUCUUCACGCUGAGAAUGUUAAAGCAGGACGUGAUAAAUACAAGACUCUGCGACAGAUUCGACAAGGCAAUACAAAGCAGCGUAUUGAUGAGUUUGAAGCAAUGUGAGAGCUGUUAUUUUGCAUACAUGUUCUUCAUAAGCUGAACCACCAACAGAGAAAAGCAGGCCUUUGCAGAUGUGAUGGAAUGCAUCCCACCUUGCCAAAGCACUCAUACCAGUUUGACUGUGGUGGCUAAAAGACAUAUUUAAGGGAGGUCUUCAACAUUAAGGCAGUGUGACAUCAUGCUUGGUUGUCUUUCUCAUUUGAGCCAGGGAAUGGAGAACAGUGUUCAUCACCUCCUUUCAUAUUUUGCAUUUUCCAUAUUUUUUGUUGAAGAUUAACACUAAUUAUCAUGUCUGACAAAUGUCUAUGUGUGAUUUAAGCACUUUGUUACAUUUUAAAGGAUGAUGACGAUUUAAUGAGUGUUCAGGUUGAGAACUCUGUUUUCCCUUGCCCCUUCUUUAUUUUGCCUGCAUGUAUUUCACAGUCUCUGUCAUUAUAUUUUCUCAGUGUGCCCCUCUCAUAUCUUGCAGUGCCCAGAACCACAAUUCUGCCACCAUGCAGAUCAUUGUCAUUGUUAAAAGGCGGAUAGGUCACAGGUGGACAGUCUUUGGUAAUUGUGUAGAAGAUGGCUGUGAAUCAUGAAAAAGAAAGUUUUAACACUGUAGUGUGCAGCUGGUGGUUAAUUUUUUAAUCCCAGUUUUACUACAUUAUUGGAUACGUGAUCCUUGAUUUCUUGAUUGUAGUCAUCUUUGACAGCUGAAUUGAUUAGUAUUUCAUCUUCUGUCAUCCUUUGGUUUUCUUUGCCUGCAGAUUCACAGAGGUGUAGAGAGCAGGUAGUAGUUCCCUAGAAGAGUUUAUUGAUGACAUACUACCUGCAAAUAACAGUUUUCUGAAAGAUUUUAAAAGUUUCUCUUUUUCACAGAUUGGUUUACAGUCAGACAUUUAAUAAAAGAAAAUAGAUGCUUAUUGGUAAUUGAUUAUAAUCACUAAAAACCCUGGACCUUUCUGGAAGAGCAGCAUAUGAAAACAUCAGUCCCACGAGGGGACAGUAAUACUACCUCACUACUACACCUGUGGUGACUGGUUGUGCAACACAGUGGAGUAUUCAAAUUAUAUGUUUUAUGAUGCAUAGUAAGACUUUCAAUCAUGAACAGCUAUGUUUGAGAUUGCCUUUCCUUUCAAAAUAUUUCAGAGUGCUAAAUUUUUAACUGCCUUUUUGUUGAGCUGAAUUGUGGGACUCUGUAUCAAAAUUAUAAACUCUCACUGGUAUACAUCUUCCUGGAGAGGUGUUGUUGAAUGUCUGAGGAUAUUGUGUGUGUGUAUGUGUGUGUGUGUGUGUGAGAGAGAGAGAGAGAGAGAGAGAGAUUGCCCUUGUAGCAAAUGAAGAGUCUGUGCCUUCAUUUCUUGGUGUAAUUGUUACAUAAUCAUUUUAGCACAUUUGGUUCCUAAAUCAUUGUGCUUAUUUUUUUUUCAGUCUCUAACUAAGAGUACUUAAAUUUGGUUUGUUAAUUCUGUUUUAUAAAUUAUAAUUUUAGGUAAUAAAUAUUAAGUUCAAUUAUGUCUUUAGAAGAAAUCUUUCCAUUUUGAAAGAUGUUUUAAUACUCACAUGUUCUAACAUUUUCUUUAUUGUAAAACAUCUGAAUUUGGAGAUAAGGAAAGCCUUGUUUUCUCUGUGUGGUUCAGCUAUUUUUCAUUUGGUAUUAUGCAUUCAGAUUGACAUUUACCUAUUGAAAUUGCCAUUUUGUUAAGACAUUUUUUCAUGCACAGUAGAUUCAAGUUGUGUCUGAAAAUAUCUCUUAUGCUUUUUGAUUUUGCUGACUUUAAAAGGAUUAAUCUGGGCAGACAUUAUGAAAAGGAAAGAUUACAUUUAAUAUAUUUUUUGGAUUUUCUAGGACAAAAUAUAACUGGUUAACUUUGAAGUGACUGUUGUACAGUGGGUGUAUACAUGCUUCAAAACACUAUUGAAGAGAAUGUUCCUACUUUCAGCACAGUAGGGGAAUACUUGGUGGACCCUGCGUUCAUCCUUUAAAGCAUAAGUGUUCCCUCUUCCAAAGCAUUAAAGCAAUUGCCAUAACAGGUGAAAAUGUGGACUGCCUUUGGUUUUGUAUUUUCUUUGUUUUGAAUUGUGUGCACUACCAUUGCUACAUCAGUUUGGUAUCAGUGUUGAAAAAGUACCAGUUAUAUUUGCUGUUUAUACUCUAUUUGUAGAUUAAAAUGGAGUUAAUCCAUUUUUAAAGCUGUGUGAAUUUUCCUAAACAGGAACAACUAUUUGCAAUAUGGAUUUUCAUAGUGAUUAAACCAAUUAUAACUUUUAUUAUUAGCAGUUGAGAGCACAUGUUCAUAUAGCAAUGUAAAGAUAUAUUAAUGAGUGUUUGGUAAAUUCCACCAGGCGUUUACCAUUAGUAUAAUUUUGUGUUGUACAAUUAAGUUACAGUUACAGCUAUAAUUUUGGAUAACAUUCAUUGGUUAACAAUAAAGUGACAAAAGCUCA